GUGGCCAUCACACGUUGAUUCUUCUCGACCAAUCACAAAGACAUCGGCACCCUUUAUCUAGUAUUUGGUGCUUGAGCCGGAAUAGUAGGCACCGCCCUAAGCUUGCUUAUCCGAGCCGAAUUAAGCCAACCCGGGGCACUCCUUGGGGACGACCAGAUUUAUAACGUAAUCGUUACAGCCCAUGCCUUCGUAAUGAUUUUCUUUAUAGUAAUACCAAUCAUGAUUGGGGGUUUCGGAAACUGACUAGUACCUCUCAUGAUCGGCGCCCCCGACAUGGCAUUUCCUCGAAUAAACAACAUGAGCUUUUGACUGCUCCCCCCUUCCUUUCUUUUACUCCUUGCUUCCUCGGGAGUAGAGGCAGGGGCUGGAACCGGGUGAACGGUUUAUCCCCCCUUAGCUGGGAAUUUAGCACACGCCGGGGCAUCCGUUGAUUUAACAAUUUUUUCUCUACACCUAGCCGGGAUUUCUUCGAUUCUGGGGGCCAUUAAUUUUAUUACAACCAUCAUCAACAUGAAACCCCCAGCCAUCUCCCAAUACCAAACACCUUUAUUUGUAUGGGCUGUACUAAUUACUGCUGUCCUCCUUCUCCUUUCCCUUCCCGUGCUUGCCGCAGGUAUUACUAUGCUCCUAACAGACCGUAACUUAAACACCACCUUCUUUGACCCCGCAGGAGGAGGAGACCCCAUUCUUUACCAACACCUGUUCUGGUUCUUUGGACAUCCAGAGGUCUACAUUCUUAUUCUACCCGGCUUUGGAAUGAUUUCCCACAUUGUUGCCUACUACGCAGGCAAGAAAGAGCCUUUCGGCUACAUGGGCAUGGUCUGAGCCAUGAUGGCCAUUGGUUUACUAGGCUUUAUUGUAUGGGCCCACCAUAUGUUUACAGUUGGAAUAGACGUGGACACGCGGGCCUACUUUACAUCGGCAACUAUAAUUAUUGCCAUUCCUACAGGGGUUAAAGUCUUUAGCUGGCUUGCAACCCUUCACGGGGGUUCAAUUAAGUGGGAAACCCCACUUCUAUGGGCCCUGGGCUUCAUUUUUCUCUUUACAGUGGGAGGACUAACUGGAAUUGUACUAGCCAACUCCUCACUAGACAUUGUUCUCCACGACACCUACUAUGUAGUAGCUCACUUCCACUAUGUUUUAUCAAUGGGCGCUGUAUUUGCUAUUGUCGCCGCCUUUGUCCACUGAUUCCCGUUGUUUUCAGGUUAUACCCUACAUAGCACUUGAACAAAAAUCCACUUCGGCAUUAUAUUUACAGGGGUCAACCUAACAUUCUUCCCUCAACACUUUCUUGGGCUCGCCGGUAUGCCUCGGCGAUACUCGGACUACCCGGACGCCUAUACUCUUUGGAAUACAGUUUCAUCAAUUGGAUCCCUUAUCUCAUUAGUCGCAGUUAUUAUGUUCUUAUUUAUCAUUUGAGAAGCCUUUGCCGCCAAACGUGAAGUGCUUGCAGUUGAACUAACCGCAACCAACGUUGAGUGACUACACGGCUGCCCUCCCCCUUACCACACAUUUGAAGAGCCUGCAUUUGUUCAAGUUCAGUCCAACUAA
Messenger RNA from Etheostoma spectabile (orangethroat darter), 1551 nucleotides. The record is from the annotation of a RefSeq genome assembly. Lineage: Eukaryota; Metazoa; Chordata; Actinopteri; Perciformes; Percidae.